Arabidopsis lyrata subsp. lyrata is the source of this 2688-nucleotide messenger RNA. RefSeq lists its product as uncharacterized. The record is from RefSeq and is a predicted model, not a curated record. NCBI's taxonomy places the organism in Eukaryota, Viridiplantae, Streptophyta, Magnoliopsida, Brassicales, Brassicaceae. The coding region runs from base 114 to 2456 and encodes 780 amino acids. The transcript has 2 exons. Gene Ontology annotation, molecular function: zinc ion binding.
UGAAUCAUCGUCGUUGCCCAAGGAUUAAACUUAAAGUCAGUGUUUUAUUCUUCCCCGACGAAUUCACCGGAACCGGCGGCGGAAGACGUUCGAUUUCGGGGUUUCUGGUGCUCAUGGAUACAAGAAAGGUUACAGUGUUCUGUUAUUGGAAUGGUUGCAUCAAAGAUGGUUAUGAUGGUCCAUUCUACGAAGGAUCAAGUCCAAGAGUAAUUAGAGUUGAUAGCAAAAUUGAACUAUCCCAGUUGUUGGAUGAUCUGCAUCUACUUACUGGUUUUGGAAAGGGAAAGUUUCAGAUUGAUUUGAUUGGUAGAUACCCUUCCAUUGUUCAACAACAGAUGGUCAAGUAUGUGCGUUUGCCCAUUGUGGAUGAUUGUAGUUUGGAGAUACUGCUUGAGGUUCUAAGUCACUAUCCUUCUAUCAGUAAUGUGGAUUUGUAUUUAGAGGUCAAACCGGUUUCUGAUCAGGCGACCCGAAAGCGUUCUCGGCAAGAGGAUACUAAUGUUGAUGGCAGUGUGAGAGAUGACACAUUAGGAACUCAGCAGAAGGUUAAUAGUAAUGGGUGGCUUGAAGAUGAGGAGAAUACGGAUGACGGAGACUGUGGAAUUGGUGUUGAUGAUGCAGCUGCACAUAAGGAUUCGCGGAUGAAAAAGCCAGGUCCAACUAAAGGCCUCAGCGAUAGUGUCUCAAAGCAAGUGAUUUUCUCUAGUUCAUGGCUCGAUGAACGUGAGUUGCAUGUUGGGAUGAUUUUUAGAGAUAAAGAUGAACUGGAGAAAGCAGUGGAGUUGUACUCAAAUAGAAGACAACGUGAGUACAUUGCGUAUGAAGAUAGGCUUGUAUUCAUGUGCAAAAAAAGGAAAAUCUGCGGGUGGAUUCUCAAUGCAGCUGAAACGAAGAGCAGUGGCUUUGAGAUAACAGAAUAUACAAAUCCACAUACUUGUAAGCCAGUAGAUGUGGGCGCAGAUUUUCUUGCAGGUGAGAUUGAAGGUCUGAUAAAGGCUCAUCCCUCGCUCUCAAUUACAGAGCUGAGCAAAUGGGUGAAAAAAGAGUUUGGCUACACAGUCUCGGGUGAUAAUAUGUGGAAUGCUAAAAAGAAAGCGAUCACUACAAUCUUGGGAGAUUUGGACAAGAGUUUUAGCGUAUUGCCCAUGUUUAUGGCUGCUCUCUGCUCAUCUAAUAAGAUAGUUUUAGAUUGGCAAUACGAUGCUUUUCCUGAUCCCAAGGAUGCAUCCUUUCGUUCUGUGUUUUUGGCGUUUCAGCAGUCAGUUGAAGGGUUUUCUCACUGCAGACCUCUCAUUUUGGUGGAUACGGUGGACUUGAGUGGUAAAUACCCUGGGAAAAUGUUGGUUGCAGCAGGAUUAGAUGCCGAAAACAGCCUUUUCCCACUUGCGUUUGCCAUCACUACCCAAGAAAGUUUGUCAGCUGAUACUUGGCGUUGGUUCUUUGCGUGCAUCAGGAAGAAAGUAACGCAAAGGGAAGGCAUUUGUCUCAUAACAAGUCCAAAUCCGGGCAUUGUUGCAGUAGUUAACGAACCUGAGUUUCAGUGGGCGCAACACCGGUUCUGUCUUAGGCAUCUGUGCUUCAAAUUUUAUGAUGUUUUCAAAAACAAUCUCAUGACAGAGUUUGUUUACAAGGCUGGAUCCACGAAGUACAUAUCAAGUUACGAUGACUACUUGAAGAAAAUUGAAGAGAUGAACCCGGAGGCUCGGAAAUGGUUAGACCAAAUACCUCUGCAUCAAUGGGCUCUGGCUCAUGAUAGUGACAGGCUGAGAUUCGGGAUCAUGACUACAAACUUAAUCUUUGCGAAUUACAGUUUCAUAAACAAAGCUCGUGAUCUUCCAAUCACAGCAUGCAUCUUGCUAAUCUUUGAUCACCUGGCAGAGCUUUUCAAAACUCGACUUAAUUUCAUCGACGAAUCACUGAAGAAUAAUAGAGAGAUCUACGCUACACACGUCAUGACAAAGCUUGAAGAGUACAAGUUAGCCUCUAGAACACACGAUGUAUUGCCAUUAGACCAGACUCCAGAGAGGUUUCAGGUCACAAAAGUGAUGCAACCUGCAAACAAGAAAUUUUUUGUUCACUGCAGGGAUCGGGUUUGCACGUGUCAGACAUGGCAAGUUUACAAGUAUCCGUGUUCACACGUGAUAGCUGUUUGCAGGAGGCUGAACUUUGACCAUUUGCAGUAUGUAAAUGACUUCUACAAGACAGAGAGUUUUCGAGGAGUUUACGCAGCUGUCUUUAAUCCUCUUCCGGGAGUCUCUGAUUGGCUAGAAGCUUCCGAAGUUCCAAGACCAUUUCCUCCUGGAAGUCCUCCGAGAUCAGCUGUCAAGCCAGUGACAACAGAGUCACCCCGCAACAACUCAGCUAAGGCAAGUGAUGCGAACACGGGAGCGAGUGGACAAAGCGAAACUAGACGAUCAGGGCGACCAAAGAAACCGAACAGUAAAUAUGGCAUAUAAGGCUUUUGAAUGGUAGAAGAUAUGAUAUGCAUCGAAGAGAUAGCUAUGUUUGUUUGCUUACUUAUUUUACAUUUGAUUUUAGGGAAACUUAGAAGCGGAAUUUGGUGGAUGAACCAAGUUAGAAACGAUUUUUGUUUGUAAAAGCGUCUGCUAACCGGGUUAAUGUAGGUUUUUAGGAGGGUGUAUAAAACCGGUUUGGUUCAUGUAAUGUUUGUGCAAAGUAGUUUUUACU